Molecule: messenger RNA, 4548 nt
Organism: Cydia amplana
Lineage: Eukaryota; Metazoa; Arthropoda; Insecta; Lepidoptera; Tortricidae
Gene: Cftr
Product: ATP-binding cassette subfamily C member 4
Exons: 25
Coding region: 246-4415 (1389 amino acids)
Biological process (GO): transmembrane transport
Cellular component (GO): membrane
Molecular function (GO): ABC-type transporter activity; ATP binding; ATP hydrolysis activity
Source: RefSeq, a predicted model, not a curated record
GCCAGCCAGUAGAAGGGAGGUCAGCGCUCGCUCCGUGUUGAUUGCUGCUCAAGCGCUCCGCGCACGCGCACCUCGGCCACAGCGCCAACGCCGCGCCGUGACAAACUAUUUUCCCGACAAAAAUGUUGGCUUUUAUUUCGUAUUGAUAUUGCGUAAACGACAUUACGCGGACGAAUAGAUUUAUUGAUUCUAUCAUUUAGCUCUAUUUAUUUUUCGAUCGAUUAUUAAUAUAAUAAAUAUACAAAAUGGUCAGUAGCAACAAAGACGCAAACGAUCCCAAGAAAGUGCCGCCAAAGAAUCGUGAAAAGAAAAGCAAUAACUAUGUACGGGCAAACUUCUUAUCCCGAGCGUGGUUCGUGUGGAUGAUGCCGACCUUCUGGAGGGGCUACAAGCGGGACCUGUAUGACGCCGACUUGACCAAGCCCAAAGACAACCAUCUCUCCGACAAGCUGGGCGACCGCCUGGAGAAGAAAUGGCUAGAGGAGAUUGCAUUAGCCAGCAAACAUGGACGAAAACCGUCGCUCCUGCGUGCUAUGACCAAGACGUUUUGGAUGAGUUUUGCCCCUUCCGGAUUCAUGUUCCUAAUACAGGCCCUCCUGCUAAAACCUUUCCAACCCGUGGCGCUGUCGAUGCUGCUGGCAUACUGGGAACCGGGCACGGACAUGUCGUACGAGCAGGCAGUGUACUGCGCCACCGCCGUCAUCUUCAUGUCGCUGCUCAUCGCCUUCCUCAACCACCACGGCGCCUACUCCACCCAGCAGUUCGGCAUGAAAGUGCGCAUCGCCGCUUGCUCCCUCAUUUACAGAAAGGUGAUGCGCAUGAGCUCAGGCGCGCUGGCGCAGACGACGGCCGGCCAGGUGGUGAACCUGCUUUCCAACGACGUCAACCGCUUCGACUACGCGUUCAUCUACUCGCACUUCAUCUGGCUGCUGCCGCUGCAGGUUGUGCUCGUAUGCUACCUCAUCUACAUCAGGAUCGGGUACGCCGCGAUCGUCGGAGUCAUCGGAAUCGUGCUGCAAACCAUACCGGUGCAAUCUUAUAUGAGCAAAUUGGCUGCUAGGUUACGAAUGAAGACGGCACACAGAACCGAUGAGCGUGUCCGAAUUAUGGAUGAAAUUAUUAACGGCAUGCAGGUGAUAAAAAUGUACGCAUGGGAAAAACCAUUCGAGCAAGUCGUGGCGCUAGCCCGUCGCAACGAGAUCAAGUGCAUCACUCAGGCGUCGUACCUGCGCGGCGUGUACCUCAGCUUCAUGGUGUUCACGGAGCGCCUCACGCUCUACAUCACCCUACUCUCUUACUCGCUUUUCGGCUUCCAAGUCACGGCAGAUAUCGUGUUCCCUUUGGCGCAAUUCUACAACACCCUCCAAGGCACCCUAUCUAUUAUAAUGUCUAACGCGGUGUCGUUUCUGGCGGAAGCGCUGAUCUCGGUUCAGCGCCUCGAGGCGUUCAUGCUGUUUGAUGAACGCGAAGAUCUUCGUAGUGUGCCUGACGUAGAUAUAGCCAAACUUGUACAGAGCGUGGAGCGCAAGAGAAACAAUCUAAGCGAAGUGGACCUACGACCCAACACUUUCAAAAGGAUAGACGAAGAGGGAAUCUUUAAUCCAGGAUUCGUGUGCAACGAGAAGAACCUGAUGAGCGUGGUGCCGGCGGCCCCGGUGAGCCCCGACGUGGGCGUCCUGCUCCAGGACGUGUGCGCACAGUGGAUCGAGGACGGGCCUGUCACGCUGCGCGGACUUAACUUCACAGUACCUAAGGGGAAACUUUGUGCCAUCAUUGGAUCUGUCGGCUCAGGGAAGAGUUCCGUGUUGCAAUUGCUGCUGAGCGAGCUCCGGUCGACGAGCGGCCGCAUCCACCUGUCCGGGCCGCUCUCGUACGCGAGCCAGGAACCGUGGCUGUUUGUCGCCACUGUCCGACAGAACAUCCUCUUUGGACUGCCUUAUAAUUCCAAAAAAUACAAAGAAGUGGUGAGAGUAUGCGCUCUGCAAAAAGAUUUUCAACAAUUCCCUCAUGGAGACCAAACAUUGGUCGGCGAAAGAGGCGCUUCACUUUCUGGUGGACAGCGGGCGCGCAUUAACCUAGCAAGAGCAGUUUAUAGACAGGCGGACAUCUACCUGCUGGACGACCCGCUGUCGGCGGUGGACGCGCACGUGGGCCGGCAGCUAUUCGACGAGUGCAUCUGCGGCUACCUGCGCCACGCCACGCGCGUGCUCGUCACGCACCAACUCCACUACCUCAAGGAUGCCGAUUACAUCAUUAUUAUGAGCAAUGGCGCUGUAGAAGCAAAGGGAACUUACGCGGAGCUUAUAAAUUACGGAAAAGACUUCGCUAAACUUUUGAGUGCUACUCAAGAAGACGGUGAAAAAGUUGAAGAGAAGCCGAAACCGAUGUCAAGACGAACAUCAGCCAGAUUGUCGACAGCGCGCCGUCCAUCAUUGGCGGAGUCGACCGGGGGCGAAGUGCCGGCUCAGGAGAUGGAGGAGGAGGAGCGCGAGUCGGGCUCGAUGGGCUGGCACGUGUACGGCGCCUACCUGCGCGCCGGCGGCCGGGCGCCGCGCAUACUGUUCAUGCUGGUGCUGCUGAUCGUCGGCCAACUCGCGGCCACACUCUGCGACUACUGGGUCACCUUCUGGACUAAUGAAGUUACAUUAAAAAAAGAAAGGCAAUCCAACAGCACUAUUAAGGAAUACGAUCGCAAUUUGGAAGCGCCGGCUAACACAUCGUUCUCUUUAACCAGCUACUUUUCUGGCAUUGAGCUACAGUCAGAUUUAGACAUCCACGCGUACAUCGGGCCGCUGGACACUGCACAGUACUUGUACGUUUAUUCGGCUUUAAUCGUGUGCUGCAUCUUCUUCAUCACGGCGCGCGCCUUCAUGUUCUUCAAGGUGUGCAUGACUGCCUCGCGCAACCUGCACAAUGACAUGUUCCACUCCAUGCUGCGUGGCGUUAUGCGCUUCUUCGAUACCAACUCAUCAGGUCGCAUUUUGAACAGAUUUUCGAAAGACAUCGGUUCCUUAGAUGAACUGCUGCCUCGGUUUCUAUUGGAAUGUAUUCAGAUCUACUUGGUGAUGUUCAGUAUCCUGGCUCUGAAUGCGGCGGCGCUCGUUUGGACUCUACUACCAACUACAAUUAUUUUGCUCCUGUUUUACGUUAUUCUACAGAUAUAUCUGAAAUCUGCGCAGUCCAUUAAACGUCUAGAAGGAACUACGCGCAGUCCCGUGUUUUCGCAUAUGGCUGCCACAUUGAACGGCAUCAGCACUAUACGUUCAGCAGGAGCACAGGAACGGCUAAUAAAAGAAUUCGAUCGGUUCCAGGACAUUCACACUUCGACGUGGACCAGCUACCUGGCUAGUGGAGUCACUCUUGGUUUUUGGCUCGAUUUCAUUUGCGUAAUAUAUUUAGCAAUCGUCAUCAUCGCUUUCCUUGUUAUUGAUAGCAAAACCAUAUUCUCCGGCAACGUGGGUUUGGCCAUAUCGCAGACACUGAUUCUAACCGGAAUGCUGCAGUUCGGUGUGCGUCAGACGGCCGAAGUUAUUUCGCAAAUGACGAGCGUUGAGAGAAUAUUGCAAUACACGCACAUAGAACGCGAGGCACUCUGGGAAAAAGGCGCGAAGGCAACUCCAAAGGGUUGGCCGUGGCGAGGCCGAGUCGAGUUCCGCAAUGUCUUCAUGAAGUACAACAAUGAAGAACUGCCAAUCCUUAAAAACCUCAACGUAGUAAUAGAAAAUGGAUGGAAGGUCGGAGUUGUGGGGCGCACGGGGGCUGGCAAGUCCUCGCUCAUCAGCUCGCUCUUCAGACUCGCCAUCGUGGAGGGCGAGGUGCUUAUCGACGACGUGGACACGGCUCACUUGGCUUUACAGGAUUUACGAUCCAAGAUCUCCAUCAUACCUCAAGAACCAGUCCUCUUUUCUGCGACAGUCAGAUACAAUCUAGAUCCGUUCAACAGUUAUGAUGAUGAGGAGCUAUGGCGGGCACUUGAAGCAGUUGAUUUGAAGUCAGCUGUACACUCAUUGGACUUCAAAGUGUCAGAGGGCGGGUCGAAUUUCUCGCUCGGACAGAGACAGCUGGUGUGCCUCGCUCGGGCCAUUCUGCGAGGCAACCGCAUCUUGGUGCUCGAUGAGGCCACCGCUAAUGUUGAUCCUAAGACGGACGAGUUUAUUCAGGGAACCAUUCGCAAGCGUUUCGCUGAGUGCACCGUGCUGACGGUGGCGCAUCGACUCAACACGAUCAUGGACUCGGACCGCGUCAUGGUGAUGGACGCGGGCCGCCUGGUGGAGUUCGACCACCCUUACAAACUCCUCAGCAAUCCCGAGGGCCACUUCACUAAAAUGGUCAAAGAAACCAGUGACAAAAUGUCAGAACAACUAUUCCAGAUUGCGAAGACCACAUUCCUCAACAAUGGAGGAGUUAUAGAAUAAUAAGCGUGCCAGGUGUCAUAAGUUGUUAAGUUUUUAAUUAUUUUUUAGAGUAUCUACGUAAUUUUUGAACUAAGUGAUAGAAAGUUAAGAUGUGGCAUAAAUAAGUAUUAGGAUCAGAUGUACCAAGAGUUAU